Molecule: messenger RNA, 1587 nt
Organism: Sphenostylis stenocarpa
Lineage: Eukaryota; Viridiplantae; Streptophyta; Magnoliopsida; Fabales; Fabaceae
Source: the annotation of a GenBank genome assembly
AUGAGAGUGGAGGCAUUUAUGAAAUUGCAUUGGAUGAGAGCAGUGAGAUGCCACCAAAAGCAAAGGCAAGAGAAUAGGAGUUCCACUUCUCUAAUUGCAGCAAAAGGGGUCAAACCCGAAGGAAAAGGCACGGACGAGGGAUUGGAGUUUUAUUCCAUUAAGGAAUGUGAACCCAACAUAAGAACCCACAUACCCAUCAACCAACUAACCAAAGCUUCCUCCUUUUCUCCAAUGGCAGCUUGGGUUUUAUCAGAAUGUGGCUUAAGGCCUCUUUCUCCUUUAUUUCCACGGCCAACAAGACCCAUUUCGUGCCGAAAGCCUUCAAAGUUUAGACCUUUUAGUACUAACAAGGGAGUGGCAGAUCUGAAGCUCCACCCAGGAGGAUUUACAUGUUGCAACUUUAGGGAGAGAAGGUGGGAUUUGGGAGUAAGUGCUCCACUGAGGGUUGCCACCACCGAGGGAGAAGAGGAGAGCAUCAAUGGGGUUAAUGGGGUUGGAGAGGAACUACUUAACUUUGACCCUAGUGCACCACCACCCUUCAAAUUGGCAGAUGUCAGAGCUGCCAUUCCUAAACACUGCUGGGUGAAGGACCCUUGGAAGUCCAUGAGUUAUGUUGUGAGGGAUGUCAUUGUGGUUUUUGGGUUGGCUGCUGCUGCAGCUUAUCUCAACAACUGGAUAGUUUGGCCUCUCUAUUGGGCUGCUCAGGGAACCAUGUUCUGGGCCCUCUUUGUUCUUGGUCAUGAUUGUGGUCAUGGAAGCUUUUCAAACAAUCCCAAUCUGAACAGUGUUGUUGGUCACUUGCUGCAUUCAUCAAUUCUAGUACCAUAUCAUGGAUGGAGAAUCAGUCAUAGAACGCAUCAUCAAAACCAUGGCCAUGUUGAAAAUGAUGAAUCCUGGCAUCCGUUGCCAGAGAAAAUUUUCAACAGCUUGGACAAUGUAACACGUAUUUUAAGAUUCACAAUACCUUUUCCAUUGCUUGCGUAUCCUAUCUACCUUUGGAGCAGGAGUCCUGGGAAGACCGGUUCUCACUUUGAUCCAAACAGUGAUUUGUUUGUCAGCAGUGAGAGAAAAGAUGUUAUUACUUCAACAAUUUGUUGGACAGCUAUGGCUGCAUUGCUUGUAGGUUUGGGAUUUGUGAUGGGUCCAGUUCAAUUGCUUAAGCUUUAUGGCAUUCCCUAUGUGCUUUUUGUAAUGUGGUUGGAUUUGGUGACGUAUUUGCAUCACCAUGGUCAUGAAGAAAAAUUACCUUGGUAUCGUGGAGAGGAAUGGAGCUACCUUAGGGGUGGCCUUACAACUAUUGAUCGUGACUAUGGAUGGAUCAAUAACAUCCACCAUGACAUUGGAACCCAUGUCAUUCAUCACCUUUUCCCUCAAAUACCACACUAUCACUUAAUAGAAGCAACUGAGGCAGCUAAGCCAGUUCUUGGCCAAUAUUACCGGGAGCCAAAGAAGUCUAGCCCUCUUCCAUUUUACCUCAUUGGAGAACUGAUAAAAAGCAUGAAGAAAGACCAUUUUGUGAGUGAUACUGGGGAUAUUGUGUACUAUCAAACAGACCCUACAGUUAGUAAAUCUUCCACAACAGAGUGA